AUGCCCGGCUAUUCCAGCAGAAUCUGUGUCAUCACCUUGGCAGAAGCCCAUCCUCUUCUUCAAAAUGGGAAAACAAUUACAAGCAUUAAUUACCAAAUCAGCGCCAACUGCAGCAGACUCCAGAAUAAGGUCUCUGGGAAGUCAAAAAGGGGAGCUCAGUUUUUAACGGAACUUGCCCCUCUAUGCAGGAUAUCUUCAUCAGAUGGAGAGGAAUACACCGUUUAUAGUUGUAUACGAGGGCGUCUGAUAGAAGUGAAUGAAAACAUUCUUAGCAAUCCAGCUAUUCUGCAAGAAAAGCCAUCAACCGAGGGAUACAUCGCAGUGGUUCUACCCAAAUUUGAAGAAAGCAAGAGUAUAACUCAAGGACUUCUGACGCAGAAGGAGUACGAGGAAGUUUUGUUGAAACGUCUUAAUGCUUCUUCAUGA
Charadrius vociferus (killdeer) is the source of this 426-nucleotide messenger RNA. It is a transcript of the gene ABITRAM, whose product is annotated as family with sequence similarity 206, member A. Gene Ontology annotation, biological process: dendrite morphogenesis; regulation of filopodium assembly; regulation of actin filament polymerization. Gene Ontology annotation, cellular component: lamellipodium; nucleus; filopodium tip. The record is from RefSeq and is a predicted model, not a curated record. NCBI's taxonomy places the organism in Eukaryota, Metazoa, Chordata, Aves, Charadriiformes, Charadriidae. Gene Ontology annotation, molecular function: actin monomer binding; actin filament binding. Bases 1 to 426 code for a protein of 141 amino acids. The transcript has 5 exons.